AUGCCGAUCAACGUGGCGGUCAUCAUGCCUAUGGCACCAAUAGUGCUCGUCGUGCCAGGCGUCCUGCUCGUCGCCAACAUCCCAGGCCCGCUGCCAACCUGGUUAGUCAUCGCGUCCAUCCAGCGCUCGCAGCCACACGGGCAGCCAAAUGGGAGACUGCUCGUGCUCAUCUGGCCGGCCCCGGAUUGGCUGCGCUUGCUGGUGGCGGUCGUGCUGGAGCGGCCAGGCGCGUCAAUGCCGGCGGCCAAGGCGAGGGUCACGCCGCCGUGGGCGGCUGGCGAGUCGGCAUUGCUGGCGGCAGCCAACGCCGGAUGCGUCGAGGCUGUCCGCGUCCUCGUCGAGGCUGGAGGCGUCCGCCGAUCUGUAGCCGCCGAUGCCGCUCUCACCGCCAUCGUCACCGGCCCACACAUCGACAUCCUUGCGCUGCUGGCGCUCACCGACGGCGUGGUGUUCACGACUCGCCACGUCGCGGCUGCGCUUGACGCCUUGCCUGCGCUCGAAGUUCUGCUCAUGGUCGCUGAUGACCACGGGCUUGAUCUCCGCCACGCGCUCGCGCUUGCCAUCGACGCAAGCAACGCUCCGGCCGUCGCCGUCCUCCUCGACGCGCCUUCCCUCUCUGAUAUUUCCUUUCACGCUCAUGGCCCUCUCCGGCGCGCCCUCGCACGCCGGCAGAGCCCUGACGCUCCGGCAGACGCUGCGGAGGCGGUAGUCGACCUCCUCCUGUCGUCACUGUUUACGAACCAGCUCUCCUGA
Molecule: messenger RNA, 753 nt
Organism: Thecamonas trahens ATCC 50062
Lineage: Eukaryota; Apusomonadida; Apusomonadidae
Exons: 3
Coding region: 1-753 (250 amino acids)
Source: RefSeq, a predicted model, not a curated record